GGACGGUGGACAGAAGCAGAACAGCUAGGUGUGCAAGUAAUGGAGACAAGAAAGACAGUACUAGGGCCGGAGCAUCCUGACACUUUAGGAAGCAUGUGGAAUCUAUCCUUUACAUUAAAGGACCUUGGUCGGUAUUCAGAAGCUUUAUCAAUGCUUGAAACAUGUGUCCGGCUUCAGAAGCAACUACUGGGACCAUCCCAUCCACAUACCAUUAUGGCUGCCAUGGCUCUGGAAGCAUGGCAAGCCGAGGAAAUUCCUGAGGACCUGUCAUCUCUACAUGGAGCAGAUUCCAAUACAGAUAGCUCCCCUAGUACUUCGGGUAUACGUCAAGCAUCCACUUCAGAGUCCGCAGAGCCGACUCUUCUGAAAAGAAACAUUUUCUCUGGACUUUAUCACUGGUUGUUUUCAAGAAGGAAAUAGCCUGACUGGGCCACAAUGUGAACAACCUAGAUGCCUUACCUAUAUAGGAUAAACUAUAGCACACGUAACAUAAAACUCAACGCUAUUAGAGUUGUUAAUUGUACAUAGUAAAACAGAAAUAGAGUUCCUUUU
Molecule: messenger RNA, 552 nt
Organism: Talaromyces proteolyticus
Lineage: Eukaryota; Fungi; Ascomycota; Eurotiomycetes; Eurotiales; Trichocomaceae
Exons: 1
Coding region: 40-420 (126 amino acids)
Molecular function (GO): protein binding
Source: RefSeq, a predicted model, not a curated record